AUGGCUAUUUGUCAAAUUUGCCAAAAAGGAUCUAAUAUUUUGUCACGAUAUGGGAUACUUUGUUGUAAUGCUUGCCAAUUGACUCAUCGUUAUCAUUGCGGCAGUAGCAUUAUGAUAAUCGAUCGUAUUUAUAACCAAGAACCAAACUGUCGAUACUGUCGUUUCAAGAGAAAUCUAGAAAUCGCGAGAAUCAAUGAUCCGAUCGACCCUGUUAUAGUAAUGUUGGAUGAUUUAUCAGCUCGUCACAAACACAGAGAAGCAGUCUUCCACAAAUAUCAUAUUGAUAGACUUGUCUCUAUUGAAGAAGCAUUAAGAGGUGUUCAAACCAAAUGCUUCGCAAAAUCAAAUCAAGAUUAUAAGUUAACUUUUGACGAAAGAUCCACAAUGAAUCAAAUCACAGUUAUCGGCUUUUUGAAGAAUCUGGAUAUGGUUCAAAGAUUAGGAGACGAGCAAAGGGAUUCCACAAAAUUUGUCCGAGGAGUCCGCUUCCGAUAUGCUAUCCUUGCAACUGCCUUCCGAUCAUACGAGACGAAAAAAGGCUAUCUGGCUAUUGCUAAUGGAAUCGACAUAUUCCCCGAUCUCACGAAAAUCCCGGAUGGAGUUUUUGAUCCCAAAUUUCUUGAUAAGAUCAGGUGCUUGUUGGUGACAAAACUUUCUGAGCUCAAAGUAACUCUCAACGAAUUUCUGAUCCUAUCCAUGAUUCUUAUUUGUGCAUCUGAGCAACAUAUUGAUCUAUCGGACAAUGGAAAGGAAUUCAUGAGGAGUCAAAUGAACUCUUACGGUGCAGCAUUAUCUCAACUUUGCAUGCGAAAUGAUCCGAAAAACGGACCUGUAAGAUUUGUCGAAUUAUUAUCAGUCUGUCAAGUCGUCGAGACAACCUAUCAACAUAUCGAGAGUUUUGCCCAGCUGUUCCGAAUGGCUGUUCCUGUUAUACAAUCUAGAGAACUUAUCAAAUUUGAAUGA
This is a messenger RNA of Caenorhabditis briggsae, 963 nucleotides long. The record is from RefSeq and is a predicted model, not a curated record. The transcript is spliced from 3 exons. The coding region runs from base 1 to 963 and encodes 320 amino acids. Lineage: Eukaryota; Metazoa; Nematoda; Chromadorea; Rhabditida; Rhabditidae.